Sander lucioperca (pikeperch) is the source of this 3088-nucleotide messenger RNA. It is a transcript of the gene uhrf1, whose product is annotated as ubiquitin-like with PHD and ring finger domains 1. The record is from RefSeq and is a predicted model, not a curated record. Gene Ontology annotation, biological process: negative regulation of gene expression via chromosomal CpG island methylation. The coding region runs from base 275 to 2608 and encodes 777 amino acids. Lineage: Eukaryota; Metazoa; Chordata; Actinopteri; Perciformes; Percidae. The transcript has 17 exons. Gene Ontology annotation, molecular function: metal ion binding; ubiquitin protein ligase activity; protein binding.
GCUAAGCUCCAGUCACAUUCCAGAUCGACAGCUAUUCUACCCAAUGAGCUCGAUUUGCUUAGAGGACAUCAGCCAAUGGCGAAGCUGGAUUUUUAGAGCAGGCGGGAUAUCAAAGUCUUGAAGAAUAACUCAUUGAUCAAUCUCCAACAAGCCGUAACGUUAGAGAGUUGGUCGUGUAAACCUCACAUAGAAGUUAUUUGGAGAAAACGUGCGCGUUACUCCGUAAACGUAAAUUUCUUGUUUUCACUUUUGACGAACAAACAGGGCAGCUGCAAUGUGGAUUCAAGUGCGCACAAUGGAUGGGAAGGAAACCCACCGGGUGGAUUCCCUGUCCAAACUCACCAAGGUGGAUGAGCUGCGUCUCAAAAUCACGGAGCUCUUCAAGGUGGAGCCAGAGAAGCAGAGGCUUUUCUACCGCGGCAAGCAGAUGGAGGACGGUCAUACCAUAUUUGACUACAACGUGGGUCUUAACGACAUAGUGCAGCUGCUUGUUAGACAGAUUCCCACCGUUGAAGUCGUCAAAAGCAAGGACAAAGAAGCCGAGCUCUCCGACUCUGACUCUGGUUGUGGCUCGACCCAGAGUGAGUCUGACAAGAGCUCAACUCACGGUGAGGUAGAGGUUCAGACCGCCAGCACCUCUGCCCAGACAAACACCACAGAGCUCAUCGACCCGGGGUUCGGGUUUUACAAGACCAAUGAGUUGGUGGAUGCAAGGGACUUGAACAUGGGUGCCUGGUUUGAGGCCCAGAUCGUGAAUGUUACUAAGACAACAAAGACGCCUAAAGAAGAGGCUGCUGAGGCACAGCCAGCAGAGGACGAGAUACUGUACCAUGUUAAAUACGAAGACUACCCAGAGAAUGGGGUGAUUCAGUUGCUGGCCAAGGAUGUUCGCCCGCGGGCCCGUACGGUGUACCAGUGGCACCAACUGGAGGCAGGUAUGGUCGUUAUGGUCAACUACAACCCAGACGACCCCAAGGAGCGUGGCUACUGGUACGACGCUGAGAUCCAGAGGAAGAGGGAGACGCGCACCGUGCGAGAGAUCUACGCCAAGAUCAUCCUUGGUGAUGCUGGUGACUCUCUUAAUGAUUGCCGGAUCAUGUUCCUGACUGAAAUCUACAAAAUCGAGGAGCCUGGUUCUCUGGGUGACACCCCAGCUGGAUCUGAGAGUCCACUAAAAAGAUCAAAUGGGCCUGAGUGCAAGCACUGUAAGGAUGAUCCCAAGAAAAAAUGUCAGUGGUGCAACUGCCAUAUCUGUGGCAUCAAGCAGGACCCUGACAAACAGUUGCUGUGUGACGAAUGUGACAUGGCCUAUCACAUUUACUGCCUGAACCCUCCGCUCACUUCCAUCCCUGACGACGAGGACUGGUAUUGCCCAGGUUGCCGUACUGACGCCAGUGAGGUUGUGUUGGCCGGAGAGAAGCUGAAGGAGAGCAAGAAGAAAGCCAAGAUGGCUUCUGCUAGCUCCUCCAGCCAGAGGGACUGGGGCAAGGGAAUGGCCUGUGUCGGUCGAACCAAGCAGUGCACCAUCGUCCCGUCCAACCACUACGGCCCAAUCCCCAGCAUUCCCGUCGGGUCCCUGUGGAAGUUUAGAGUGCAGGUCAGUGAAUCUGGUGUACACAGGCCUCAUGUAGCUGGGAUUCACGGCAGGAGUAAUGAUGGUGCCUACUCUCUGGUCCUGGCAGGAGGAUAUGAGGAUGACGUGGAUGAUGGUAAUGAGUUCACUUACACUGGCUCUGGAGGGCGAGAUCUUUCUGGAAACAAGAGGACUGCUGAGCAGUCGUGUGAUCAGACACUUACCCACAUGAACCGGGCUGUGGCUCUAAACUGCAACGUCCCUGUCAACGACAAAAACGGAGCUGAGGCCAAGAACUGGAAGGCAGGCAAACCAGUUAGAGUUGUGCGCAGCUGCAAGGGUCGCAAGCACAGUAAAUACUCCCCUGAGGAAGGAAACAGAUAUGAUGGCAUAUAUAAGGUGGUGAAGUACUGGCCAGCCAAGGGCAAGUCUGGUUUUUUGGUUUGGCGGUAUCUGCUGAGGCGUGAUGAUGAUGAGCCGGCACCAUGGACCAGAGAUGGCAAGGAACGCAUCAAGAAGCUCGGUCUCACCAUGCAGUAUCCUGCUGGCUAUCAGAAGGAGAAAGAGAACAAAAAUGAAGUGGAGGAGCAGGCGGCGACACCCAGCAAGGCAAAGAGGAAGAGAAAAUCUCAGGGCAGCGAUUCCUCCAAGACCUCACCAGCCAAGACUCCUAAGAAAAUAAAGGUAGAAGUGUACAAGCUUACCCAGGGGCAGAAAGCCCUCAUCAAGAAUGACAAGCCAAACAAGAAGCUGUGGGAUGAAGCCAUGGAGUCACUCUCACUUGGACCGAAAUUCUUAAACAAAGUUGAAGAAGUUUUCCUCUGCAUUUGCUGCCAAGAAGUGGUCUAUCAGCCAGUCACCACAGAGUGCCAACACAAUGUCUGCAGGGAAUGCCUUCAGCGGUCCUUCCGGGCAGAUGUGUACACCUGCCCGGCCUGCAGGCACGACCUGGGCAAAAACUACUCCAUGACCGUUAACCAAUCCCUGCAGGAUAUUCUAAAUCAGUUUUUCCCAGGGUACAGCAGUGGGCGAUGAUCAUUGGUUCUGCCUACUCAGCCCUGAAGGAAACGCGAUGUAAACUGUAAGGGGAAUUUUCAGUAGAGGCAAUAAAGAAUCAAUUUCUCUUAAUAUAUUUGUUAUGAUUAUAAAACUACAAUUUUGUUGUGGACUUCAAUGCCCAAUUCUUAAUCUUGGAUCUGCCAUGAUGUGUAGUUGAAGAUACAUUUUAAUUUGUAACUGACCCAUUACUCCGUUAAUACCUUACACCGUCAUUUUACUUCCCUGGGUUUCAUUUUUGUUCCAUUAACUAAUGCUAAUGUUAUCCACAUUGUGAAAUGUUUAUCUUCAACUAAAUCCCUCCAUGUUUAGCACUCCUUACGAGAAGGUUAAGUCAAAAGGGGUUUAGCCGUUUAACUUGUUUGGAGAUUCUUUUGUACAAGGCUAAUAUUUGAAACUGGUCUUAUCUAGUCUGCCGUUCAUUUGGCUGUGGUCUGUCGUCAUUUUUGGUGCGAUUUU